CUUUAAUGCUGGUUUUGAAUAUCCUAUUCUAUUUCUAGUCGUGCAACAUCCUCCUCCUUCUUCAUCUCUCUUUCUUGUCAGAAACCCAAAUAAUUGAGAAAGAAAUUAGAUCCAAAGAAUGAGUCUUUCUACAGCAAUUACAACUUGGGGUCACACCCAUUAUUCCCUUUUUGACGUUGGAAAUAACGGCAGAUCCAAAUUUUACUCUCACAGAUUCUUGCCUCAUCAGAAAGUCAAAUUCUCCAAGAACCCUUCUCUUUCUGUCUCAGCUAUCCUUACCAAACAACAAACUGAUGCAACAAAAGAGGAAACCAAGAAACAAGCAAUGGAGUUCAAAGAAUACGUUCUUGAAAAGGCUAAUCUUGUCAACAAAGCUUUGGAAAAAGCAGUUUUGCUUAAAGAGCCAAUCAAGAUUCAUGAAUCUAUGAGGUAUUCUCUUCUUGCUGGUGGGAAAAGAAUCAGACCCAUGUUGUGUAUAGCUGCUUGUGAGCUUGUUGGUGGUGAAGGGUCCACAGCUAUGCCAGCUGCUUGUGCUGUUGAAAUGAUUCACACUAUGUCUUUAAUUCAUGAUGAUCUUCCUUGUAUGGAUAAUGAUGAUUUUAGAAGAGGGAAACCUACAAAUCACAAGAUUUAUGGUGAGGAUGUUGCUGUUUUAGCAGGGGAUGCACUACUUGCAUUAGCCUUUGAACACAUUGCUACUCAAACAAAAGGGGUUCCUUCUGAUAGAGUUGUGAGGGUAAUUGGUGAGUUAGCUAAGUGUAUUGGUGCUGAGGGAUUAGUAGCUGGGCAAGUUGUAGAUAUAACAUCUGAGGGUAUUACUGAUGUUGAUUUGAAGCAUUUAGAGUUCAUUCAUUUGCACAAGACUGCAGCUUUAUUAGAAGGGUCAGUAGUGUUAGGGGCUAUAUUAGGAGGGGCAAAAGAUGAAGAUGUGGAGAAGUUAAGGAAGUUUGCAAGAUGUAUUGGGUUGUUAUUUCAAGUUGUGGAUGAUAUUCUUGAUGUUACAAAGUCUUCUCAGGAAUUGGGGAAAACAGCAGGGAAGGAUUUAGUUGCUGAUAAAGUAACUUAUCCUAAACUGAUUGGUAUUGAGAAGUCUAGGGAGUUUGCUGAGGAGUUAAACAAAGAUGCAAAAGCUCAGCUUACUGGAUUUGAUCAAGAGAAAGCAGCUCCAUUGAUUGCUCUUGCUAAUUAUAUUGCUUAUAGAGAGAAUUAAAUUGUAACAACAGGAUUCUCUGUGAUUCCUGAUAUUACUAAACAAUGAAAAUAUGAAUUUAUGGUCAA
This is a messenger RNA of Lycium ferocissimum, 1278 nucleotides long. RefSeq names its product geranylgeranyl pyrophosphate synthase, chloroplastic-like. The coding region runs from base 119 to 1210 and encodes 363 amino acids. Gene Ontology annotation, biological process: isoprenoid biosynthetic process. Lineage: Eukaryota; Viridiplantae; Streptophyta; Magnoliopsida; Solanales; Solanaceae. The transcript has a single exon. The record is from RefSeq and is a predicted model, not a curated record. Gene Ontology annotation, molecular function: geranylgeranyl diphosphate synthase activity.